Molecule: messenger RNA, 1137 nt
Organism: Paramecium tetraurelia
Lineage: Eukaryota; Ciliophora; Oligohymenophorea; Peniculida; Parameciidae
Exons: 5
Biological process (GO): regulation of DNA-templated transcription
Molecular function (GO): DNA-binding transcription factor activity; sequence-specific DNA binding
Source: RefSeq, a predicted model, not a curated record
AUGUAAAUCGAUUUAUUAGAGUAAUAAAUAGUAAAGAAGAAAAGAUCACGAUCAAAUAAGGACAAUGGGGAUUCCAUACCUGCAUUUCUAUUGAAAACCUAUGAAAUAAUAGAUAAUCCUUAAAAUCACGAUAUAAUCGGUUGGAAUGAAGAAGGAACUGCCUUUAUUGUUAAGAAAGUUAAUGAAUUCUCUGACAUCAUCUUGCCUAAAUCAUUUAAGCAUAGUAACUUUGCUUCGUUCGUUCGAUAAUUGAACAUGUAUGAUUUUCACAAAACCAGACAUGAUAAUAACGAAAAUGAAUUCAAGCAUAAAUUGUUUUAAAGGGGUAAAAAGCAUUUGCUAAGUUAAAUCAAAAGAAAGACAAAUGAUGUCAAAGAAUAGAAUUCAUUAAGUUUAAUAAAAAAUGAAUAGGUAAGGACUGGACAAAGUGAAAUUCCAGAGAUUUUGAUGUAAAUGGGAAAAUUAUCAAACAAAUAAUAGGAACUAGAAAAAUUAAUGAAAAUUUUGAUCAAGUAAAAUGAAAAGAUCAUGAAGGAAAACAAAUAUUUAUGGAGCGAAUUAACUAAAAAUAAGCAUAAAAAUGAAAACUCAGAAGAAUAAAUAAUGAAAUGGGUAUUGUAGUCAUUACAAGGAACUAAAUAGAAUAAUAAGCACAAGACUAAUUUCUAAACAAAUAAUUUGUUAAUGUUGAAGUAAACCAGCGAAAAUGAUGAUGAAGUUUAACUUGAAGCAUAAAAUUAAAGAAAUUUUGAAACUGAUAAAUUUUAAUUUGAUUAAUUGCCAUCGCAAAUUAUCAGUUAAAAUUUAGAAUAAUAGAUUGAAAAACUAUCAAAAAAUCAAAUUAUCCAAGUGCUUAUGAGUGCUAUAACAAACAAUUAAAAAUAAGAAAAAAAAAAUACUAUGAAAUUUGAAGAUGACAUUAGCUUUGAUGAUGAGUAUCCAGUUAUGAAGAAAAUAGAUUUAAAACAAGAUAAUUAAGAUAGAAGAUAAGAAAAUCAACUUAUGGUUUAUAGUGAACCCUAUUUUUUCCAUAAAUUAGAAGAUAAUUAUAUUAUUUCAGAAUCGCCUAAUCCAAGUCGCAAAAAUUCUUAUUAUGAUCAAGAUCCUAUUCCUUAAUUUUUAGAAAGUGAAUUAUGA